Molecule: messenger RNA, 739 nt
Organism: Biomphalaria glabrata
Lineage: Eukaryota; Metazoa; Mollusca; Gastropoda; Planorbidae
Product: nuclear nucleic acid-binding protein C1D-like
Exons: 5
Coding region: 92-583 (163 amino acids)
Biological process (GO): maturation of 5.8S rRNA; regulation of gene expression
Cellular component (GO): nucleolus; exosome (RNase complex)
Molecular function (GO): DNA binding; RNA binding
Source: RefSeq, a predicted model, not a curated record
GAGUAGUGUAAAUAGCGAUUGCCCAAAUUCUUCUUAUUCCGUAUGAAUACAUAACGUUGUAUAACUCUAGCAUAUUUUGCUAAUAAAACAAAUGGCAGCGGCACGUUCUGCACCGAAAGAAGAUGGUAUUCCUAGUGAGCUCAAGGAAAAACUUGCUACUUUUGACACACAUUUAUCAGAGCUAGAAGUUAUAUUUAGCCCUAUAUUAUCAGUAAAUCGUAAUACAUUAACAGAAACGUUGGAGCCUCUAGAUGCAGCUAAGACAGAUCUAGUAGCGGCCUAUGCCAUUAAUUCUUUAUUUUGGAUGUAUAUGAAUGUCUGUGGCAUAAAUCCCAAAGAGCAUGCAGUCCGUCAGGAACUGGGACGUAUCCAAAGCUAUAUGCAGAGAGUCAAAGAAAUAGAAGACAAGAAAAAAGCACCAAAGCUGGACAAAGACUCCACAAAAAGAUUUGUUAAAAGUGCUUUGUGGCAAGCUGCUAAGAAAAGAAGAGAUGAUGUUCCACUCGAGUCAGAACCAUCGACAUCCACAGAGAGACGAAGGGAAAAACAAGGCGGGAAAAAGCACAAAAAAAAUAAUUAUUAAUUUUGUAUUCUAUUUGAAUGUCUUGGUGUGAAUGAGGCCAGGUGUGUUAUUGACUCUUUUUACUUGAGAAUAAAUGUAGUUUACUUGGGAAUUACCAAAAAGCCUUGUAUAUAAAUAACUAAAAGCCUUGUAUAUAAAUGCGUUCCAUUGACAUUG